Messenger RNA from Oncorhynchus gorbuscha (pink salmon), 4230 nucleotides. RefSeq names its product beta,beta-carotene 9',10'-oxygenase-like. Gene Ontology annotation, biological process: retinal metabolic process; carotene catabolic process. The coding region runs from base 141 to 1823 and encodes 560 amino acids. Lineage: Eukaryota; Metazoa; Chordata; Actinopteri; Salmoniformes; Salmonidae. The record is from RefSeq and is a predicted model, not a curated record. The transcript has 12 exons. Gene Ontology annotation, molecular function: beta-carotene 15,15'-dioxygenase activity; carotenoid dioxygenase activity. Gene Ontology annotation, cellular component: mitochondrion.
UGUGUAGCUCACUAGCGAGCAGUGUAGUGCCCAACUAGCAAAAAAAGCUUUCUCUAUAAAAGGACAGUAGACUUCUGUAGCUAACUGAAUUCCACACACAGAAUUCUUCACACAGCAGCAACAGUGUUCUAAGUCAAGCCAUGCCACCAGUAAAGCUCGAGGUAUCAGAUGCGACCAUCACACCGUCUAGUGAUGCCAAGCCAAAGGAGCUCAAUAAGUGUAACCAGCUAGAGCUGAAGGGUCUGGAGUCUAUCGCCCCUCUGGUGCGGUCCGUGGAGGAGACCCCAGAGCCCAUCGCCACAGAGUUGUGUGGGACCAUCCCAACCUGGAUCCGAGGCAGCCUCCUCCGCAACGGCCCAGGGAAGUUUGAGUUCGGAAACCAACACUACAACCACUGGUUUGAUGGGAUGGCCAUGCUGCACCAGUUUAAGAUUGAGGAUGGCAAGGUGACCUACAGGAGUCGCUUUCUGCAGAGUGAUGCUUACAAGAAGAACAGCGAGAGGAACCGCAUCAUGGUGUCAGAGUUUGGCACAGUGGCCAUGCCCGACCCCUGCAAGAACUUCUUCCUGCGUUUCCUCUCUCGCUUCGAGAUGAUAGAGGCAACGGACAACGCCAGUGUUAGCUUUGUAAAGUACAAGGGAGACUGCUUUGUCAGCACUGAGACCAACUACAUGUACAGGGUGGACCCAGAGAGCCUGGAGACACAGAAUAAGGUGGACUGGACAAAGUUUAUUGCUGUGAAUAUGGCCACUGCGCAUCCCCACACUGAACCAGACGGCACUACGUACAACAUGGGCAACUCUUAUGGCAGAAAAGGUGCCUUGUAUAACAUAAUCAAAGUGCCCCCUAUGAAGAACAACCCUGAGGAAACCCUGGAGGGGGCCAAAGUGCUGUGCUCUAUUGUCCCUGCAGACAAGGCCAGGCCCUCCUACUACCACAGCUUCGCAAUGUCAGAGAACUAUGUGGUGUUCAUAGAGCAGCCUAUCAAGAUGGACCUACUGAAGAUUGUCACAGCUAAACUGAGGGGAAAGGGAAUCAGUGAGGGGGUCUACUGGGACCCCAAACAAGAUACUGUCUUUCACCUGGUAGACAAACACACGGGACAGACCAGCUCAGUAAAGUUCCACACCAAGGCUCUGUCAGUGUUCCACCAGAUCAACGCUUAUGAGGAAGACGGCUUCCUGAUGCUGGACAUGUGUUGCUCUGAUAAUGGAGAGGCAAUCAACAACUACCUCAUCCAGAACCUACGCAAGUCAGGGGAGGCUCUCGAUCAGGCCUACAACACCAUGCACAGAGCGUUCCCCCGGCGCUUUGUUCUGCCCCUCAAUGUGACCAACGACACACCGACAGGUGUGAACCUCAACACACGUCCCGCCAGCUCUGCCACUUCUAUCAAAACAGCCAUAGAUAAGGUGGUGUGCCAGUUUGAGGAUCUUCAUGGAGAGGACCUUUAUGAGUACGGAGGCCUGGAGUUCCCCCAGAUCAACUACAGCAAGUUCAACACGCGGCCCUAUCGCUACUUCUACGGCUGUGGCUUUAGGCACCUGGUGGGAGACUCACUCCUCAAGAUUGACCUGGAGGGAAAGAAAGUCAAGGUGUGGUACCAGAAGGGUUUGUUCCCCUCAGAGCCUGUUUUCGUUCCCUCGCCGGACGCCGUGGAGGAGGACGAUGGGGUCAUCCUGUCCGUGGUGGUCACGCCCACUGAGAAUAAGAGUACAUUCCUCCUGGUUCUGAAUGCCAAGACAUGGGAGGAGCUGGGGAGAGCCGAGGUGCCUGUCAAUAUUCCCUACGGUUUCCAUGGUACCUUCAACCCGACUGCCUAGAUCAGCAUUACUGACCUAACAAUCACCCAUGCCUUCCUCCCUCAGAUUAUUUUGUGACCAAUAGAAAUUAAUGGUAAAUAAUGUAGUGUGUCAUUAUGGAGUCACUUUUAAUGUAAAUAAGAAUAUAAUAUGUUUCUAAUCACUUCUACGUUACAUGUUAAAAUGUGGAUGCUACCAUGAUUACAGAUAAUCCUGAAUAAAUUGUGAAUAAUGAUAAGUGAGAAAGUUAGAUGCAGAAAUAGCAUACCUCCCCCCCAAAAAAAUAUAACCUCCUCUGUUAUUGUAAUGGUGAGAGUCUUUUUGUGUGUCUUUUGUGUCUGUAACUUUCUCACUUGUCAUUAUUUACGAAUCAUUCAGGAUUUUCCAUUUUCACGGUAGCAUCCACAAUAAUGUACAAUGGAAGUGUUUAGAAACAUUCUAUUCUUAUUUCCAAUAAAAGUGACUCCAAAAUGACCAUACAUUAUUUACCAUUCAAGUAUUUACCAUUUUUCGCAGAAAGAUCUUACAGUGCUGAGAUUGUUGUAUGCCCUAUAUAUAUAGCAUGAAAUUGGUGGCAAUAAUUUUGUAUAAUAAUUUUAUUUGAAAAAGUCAGUCUUGAAUCAAAUUUCGUUUUUUUGUGUCAGUUCAUAUACCAUGUUUCAUGGAAUCGGUACAUCAAAAAUCUCUUCCCAUUUAUUUUGCAACCUGUAUGGCGCAGGGUCAACAUUUUUGCCCUCAAAUGAAACUGGUAUAUUUUUUCUAUUUAUGCCAAUCAUUUUCAGCCAAUUUUGUAUCCUUAGUAUAUGGCAGACAAACAAGUUCCAAACAUUCCCCCUCUUCCCCUUGCCCUUGGUAAUGUUGCAAUCAAUUGGUUGUAACUUUGCAUUGAGCAGACAUUCCCAUAUAUUUUUGAUAGCUGCAUAUGUUACUUAACUCCACUAUCUCUAUUCAUAAUAUCAAUAAUAAAUAUAAUACCAUUUAAAACAUUUUUUCCAUAAAGAACGUUUUUUUUAAAUUAAUCAGUAUUUGAGUUUAACCAUAAUAUUUGUUUUGUCUUUUCUGGAGGUAAAAUUGAAAUUGUAACCAGCUUUGUAUGGCUUGUUUAUAAAAGGGCACACUUUAAACAAAGUUUCAUUUUCAAUUAGUCGGAAAUGAGAAGUUGUAAUCUGUAUAAAGGGCAUUUUUGAACAAAGGAUUAACCUUUCUUAAUAAUCUACUGGAAAACCAUUUUGGUUUUAAGUGUAAUCUAUGUAUGAGUGAAGCUUUUAGUGAGAGGUUUAAUGCUUUAAUAUUUAAUAUUUUUAGCCCCCUAAACACAUUAAUUAUUUUGUCUGGUUUAGCUUUCCAAAUUAAGUGAACUAUUUGUCGCUCAUAUGAUUUUAAAAAUACAAGUCGCCUGGAGUAGGCAAUGCCACUAUUAAGUAAACUGUGAUAGAACCAAAGAGUUAAUACAUGUGAUUUAUAGUUGCAGAAUCUUAUCUAUUUUUGCAAACUUUCUAUUGAAAUUGGUUGUGGUAAGUUAAUUUAUAUUUUUUGAGAUAUGAAUACCAAGUAUGUCUACUUCAUCUUCCACCCAUUUUAUUAGCAAACUACAAUUUAGUGUAAAAACUUACUUUUAACGAUCUUAUACGUAAUCUGGUACACUUUUCAUAAUUAGGUUUUAGUCCAAAGAGGCUAGAAAAGUGAUCAAGAUCUUCAAUGAGACUGUGCAGGGAUCCAGAUUGCAGACCUAAGCGAGAACUUGAGUCAUCGGCAUACAUUGACACAUUUUUAUUUUUAACCCCUAGAUUUCUAACCCCUCAGUGUUCUUGUUGGAUCAAAUUUUAAUAGCUAGCAUUUCGAUGGCCAUAAUAAAUAUAUAUAGAGACAAUGGACAGCCUUUUACUCCUCUUAAAAGCUCAAUACUUUCUAAGUAACCAUUGCUGUACAUAACUUUAACCCAAUGUAUAUGAGAUUCACUGAAAUUAAAGUAAUCCAGGCUCCUUUUCGAAAUGAGAGAGACUGUAAGUGUGCCCAUUCACUACAACACAUAUCCAUGUUCAAGUAACUUCAAUCAAUCGUUCUAGAUCAGAAUACGUCAUGGAAUUUAGUUUCAAAAAGUUCAUAAAACAUUAAACAGUUAAGUAUUUACAAUUUAAGAAGACCAUAUGGGUGGUGAUGUCACUUUAUUACUUUAAGUAACUUUAAGUAUUGAACACUGAAAUACUCUGAGUUGGGUUACUCAAACGGUUCUAGGCAACUGGUUUCCACAUAAAAUAAUUGUUUGCAGAACUAAUUACUUUAUACAGUGCAGAAUCUGAUGCCUUAGUUUACAUUAAGUUACGCAUGCAUAUCCACUAACAAUCUUGUAUUUUUUGUCAAUUUUAUACAAAUAGCUUUUCUAUGUUCUUGUGGUACAUUUCUAAUAAAAAGUGAUACUAUAAAAGUU